CACUGCCUGGACAGCCGACCUCUGCCAAAGUCUCUGGAAAAGAGAGAGAGAGAAAGAGAAGGAUGCAGAGCUACUGGGCCCUCCUCGUGCUGUUCGCUGGGGCGGUGGUGGCGGCUCCCACCCCGCAGGCCCCCGCCAGCUACGAGCAGGUGGUGGCGGCCGCCGUGGACACCUACAACCAGCAGCAGAAGCCGGAGUACGCUUUCCGCCUGCUGGAAGCCGAGCCCCAGACGGAUUGGCAAACCUCUGGGGAGACCACACAGCCGCUGAAAUUCUCGAUCAAAGAGACCGUGUGCCGUUCCUCGGAGACCCCUAACGUCUCCCAGUGUGACUACAAAGAUGACGGGGUCGACCGGGACUGCUCGGGAUUCUAUUCCACUCAGCAGAAACCGCCGACCAUCAUUAUCCAGUGUGAGGAUGUGGACCAAGAGCUGCAGCGCAUCACCCGGGGCCGCUGGAGCAGGUGGAGGAAUAAAGCCAAACGUUUCAUUAAGAAGCACGGCGUGAGCAUUGCCUUAACGGCGCUCCGAUUUGGAUAGAGCCUGCGAGAAGGAAUCAUCACCGCUGUGCCACGAUCGCGGCUACGGCACCCCCUCCGAGAUCCCGCGAACCACCCGUUUGGAAGUUCUGCACCUGUCUACCCCCCC
Pogona vitticeps (central bearded dragon) is the source of this 647-nucleotide messenger RNA. RefSeq names its product cathelicidin-2. The record is from RefSeq and is a predicted model, not a curated record. Gene Ontology annotation, cellular component: extracellular region. NCBI's taxonomy places the organism in Eukaryota, Metazoa, Chordata, Lepidosauria, Squamata, Agamidae. Gene Ontology annotation, biological process: defense response.